Exaiptasia diaphana is the source of this 1516-nucleotide messenger RNA. Its product is annotated as tubulin beta-4B chain. NCBI's taxonomy places the organism in Eukaryota, Metazoa, Cnidaria, Anthozoa, Actiniaria, Aiptasiidae. The transcript is spliced from 6 exons. Gene Ontology annotation, biological process: mitotic cell cycle; microtubule cytoskeleton organization. The record is from RefSeq and is a predicted model, not a curated record. Gene Ontology annotation, molecular function: GTP binding; structural constituent of cytoskeleton; GTPase activity. Gene Ontology annotation, cellular component: microtubule; cytoplasm. Bases 99 to 1442 code for a protein of 447 amino acids.
UUUAUUACAACAUUCGAGCGCCAAACUAAUCAGUUUACUUUACAACGCAAGARRGRAAGRAGUUCGUCUGUCAAGAGAGUCAAAUUUAAAGCUUAAAAAUGAGAGAAAUCGUACAUCUUCAAGCCGGACAGUGUGGUAACCAAAUCGGUGCCAAGUUCUGGGAAGUUAUCUCCGAUGAACAUGGAAUCGACCCCACUGGAACAUACCACGGAGACUCAGAUCUCCAGUUGGAGCGAAUUAACGUCUACUACAACGAAGCAACCGGCGGUAAAUAUGUCCCUAGAGCUGUGUUAGUAGAUUUGGAGCCYGGUACUAUGGAUUCUGUUCGAUCAGGUCCAUUUGGACAAAUAUUUCGACCCGACAACUUUGUUUUCGGACAAAGUGGUGCUGGUAACAACUGGGCGAAAGGACAUUACACAGAAGGUGCUGAGUUAGUCGAUUCUGUUCUCGAUGUUGUUCGAAAGGAGGCCGAGAGCUGCGACUGUCUUCAAGGAUUUCAACUCACACACUCUCUUGGCGGAGGAACUGGCUCCGGCAUGGGAACACUUCUCAUCUCGAAAAUCCGUGAAGAAUAUCCUGAUCGUAUCAUGAACACAUUCAGCGUUGUCCCUUCACCAAAAGUAUCAGAUACUGUCGUCGAACCUUACAACGCCACACUCUCAGUACAUCAGCUUGUUGAAAACACCGACGAGACAUAUUGCAUCGAUAAUGAAGCGUUGUACGAUAUUUGCUUCAGAACCCUGAAACUCACAACMCCWACAUACGGCGACUUGAACCAUCUUGUAUCUGCAACCAUGAGUGGUGUCACGACUUGUCUUMGAUUCCCUGGUCAGCUUAAUGCCGAUCUCAGAAAACUYGCUGUCAACAUGGUUCCCUUCCCACGUCUUCACUUCUUUAUGCCUGGUUUUGCUCCUCUGACMAGCCGUGGCUCACAGCAAUACCGUGCCCUUACUGUCCCUGAACUGACRCAACAAAUGUUUGAUGCCAAGAACAUGAUGGCUGCUUGUGAUCCAAGRCAUGGCCGUUACCUCACAGUCGCUGCUAUGUUCCGUGGGCGUAUGUCAAUGAAAGAAGUUGAUGAACAGAUGCUUAAUGUACAAAACAAGAACAGUUCUUACUUUGUUGAAUGGAUCCCAAACAAUGUCAAGACAGCCGUCUGUGAUAUCCCACCCAGAGGACUCAAAAUGGCUGCUACAUUCAUUGGUAACAGUACUGCAAUCCAAGAGCUCUUCAAAAGAAUCAGUGAACAGUUCACUGCUAUGUUCAGGAGAAAGGCUUUCCUUCAUUGGUAUACUGGUGAGGGUAUGGACGAGAUGGAAUUCACUGAGGCUGAGUCCAACAUGAAUGACUUGGUGUCUGAAUACCAGCAGUACCAGGAYGCCACUGCUGAAGAGGAGGGAGAGUUUGACGAGGAAGAAGAAGAGGAAGGCGAAGCUGCAUAAAUACUAUAAAACUGGACUAAACUUGUAAUUCUGUCUUCAAAACAUGAAGGAAAAAUAAAUUAACUUUGACCUUA